AUGGACAACCUGGGGGGGAACACCAUCUUCUCACUGUUGGACCAGGCUGCGUUCCAGCGGAGUAUGGAGCAGUGCCUGGAAGGACUGCAGGAUGAGAUAUGUGUUUCUUAUCUUGAUGACAUUCUUGUAUUCAGCAGGACUUUUGAGGACCAUGUUGAGGACGUCGGGAGAGUACUGCAGCGCCUCAGAGACAAUGGGAUAAAGCUGAAACCACGCAAAUGCGACCUUUUCAAAUCAGAGCUACGAAAAUGUGUGGACACGUACAGAAAUUUGUUCAUAUUUUCCGUGGAAAAUAUGAGGAAUAACAAACUGAAAGACAUCAGAACAGCCUGGAAACACAGCAGAUUCUUCUUUGGCAAAAAUAAAGUCAUGAUUGUUGCUUUGGGAAAAGGAGAUACGGAUGAAUAUAAAGAUAAUUUGCAUAAGGUGACCAGAUAUCUGCGAGGGGAAGUCGCAAUCCUCUUCACCAACAAAACAAAAGAUGAAGUUCUAGAUUCUCACAGAGUGGAGACUCUGCUGAAGGACCACCAAGUCUGCAAGGAGGGAGACGUGUUGACGCCGGAGCAGGCUCGUAUUCUGAAACUCUUUGCUAUUGAGAUGGCAGAGUUCAAGGUGCAGAUUAAAUGUAUGUGGAACUCGGAAACGAGCGAGUUUGAGAUGUUUGCGGAGGAGGAGCCUGUACAGGGUGAAGAUGUUGAGGAAGAGGACGAUGAUGCAGAGUGA
Molecule: messenger RNA, 723 nt
Organism: Salarias fasciatus (jewelled blenny)
Lineage: Eukaryota; Metazoa; Chordata; Actinopteri; Blenniiformes; Blenniidae
Product: mRNA turnover protein 4 homolog
Exons: 8
Coding region: 1-723 (240 amino acids)
Biological process (GO): nuclear-transcribed mRNA catabolic process; ribosomal large subunit biogenesis; rRNA processing
Cellular component (GO): preribosome, large subunit precursor; nucleolus
Molecular function (GO): RNA binding
Source: RefSeq, a predicted model, not a curated record